Messenger RNA from Eruca vesicaria subsp. sativa (arugula), 934 nucleotides. Lineage: Eukaryota; Viridiplantae; Streptophyta; Magnoliopsida; Brassicales; Brassicaceae. The record is from the annotation of a GenBank genome assembly.
CUAGAUGGAUCUCAAAAUCUUGAAUUGGGAUUGGGAUCAAGAAUCUUACCCAUCUUCUUCUGAUUUCUUGGUCCUCAUCUUCUUCUCUCCCUUCUUCCUUUUUCUCCGAUUUAUUCUCGACAAAUCCAUAUUCGAGAGAGCUGCUAGAAGAGUGGUGUUUCCUAGGAGAAACUGUGUUGGUUCAAACGAUAGAAGAAAGAGGAUAGUGAAAUUCAAAGAAUCAGCUUGGAAAUGUCUCUGCUCUUCCUCUAUCGAAAUACUUGCUCUCUACGUCACUUAUAAGGAGCCAUGGUUUAAAGACACAAGAUGGUUCUGGUUAGGACCAGGAGACCAGAUAUGGCCUGACCAAAAAAUAAAGUUGAAAAUGAAGGGACUGUACAUGUUUGUCGGUGGGUUGAAUGUAUAUUCUUUCUUUGCUUUGUUCUUUUGGGAAACAAGAAGAUCUGAUUUCAAAGUCAUGAUAGUUCAUCAUAUUGUAACUUCAUUCCUCAUCAUCUUGUCUUACGUUUUCAGAUUUGCUCGUAUAGGUUCUGUAAUAUUGGCUCUUCAUGAGAUCAGCGACGUGUUUCUAGAGAUAGGCAAGAUGUGCAAAUACAGCGGCUUAGAAGCCAUGACUAGUGUCUCGUUCAUCCUAUUUUUCGUGUCGUGGACAGCUCUUCGACUUGUCUUUUACCCUCUAUGGAUUCUUUGGAGUACGAGUUAUGAAUCUAUAAACGUGAAACUGGAGUGGGACAAGAAGCAUACGAUGGAAACUGGACUGCCUCUUAGAGUGUACUACGUUUUCAACACACUUCUAUGGUGCUUACAGAUUCUUCACAUCUACUGGUGGGUUUUGAUAUGUCGUGUGCUCAUCAACCAAAUCCGUUCAAAAGGCAAAAUCGAUAGAGAUGUGCGUUCUGACUCUGAAGGUGAAGAUGAUGAACACCAAGAUUGA